UUGAUGAGGGGCAGCCGGGCAGGGAGUUUCUGCAACUGCGUGCUCCAGAUCUCGCGGGAACACCGACGGGAGAUCACACCUGAUCCCUAUUUCUGCAGACGUCUUGGGGAGAUUGAGAAGGAAGAACCAGCUGCUGCUGCAAAGACUGUGACCGAGGAGGAAGGUCGGGUAGGUGGACUGCUCCAGUUCCCGAGGUUCCUGCUGCUCAACCUUAGGUUGCAGACUGGCCUGAAGGCCUACAACUUUGGUGAUGAGAAGAUCUUCUAGGAGCACAUGGUGUUCUUCACAGGACUAAAAACCACACGGCCCAGUGAGGAUCCUACAGGACCUGGAGAAGCCACAGGAGCUGUGGACUCGCU
Messenger RNA from Herpailurus yagouaroundi (jaguarundi), 359 nucleotides. RefSeq names its product 40S ribosomal protein SA-like. The record is from RefSeq and is a predicted model, not a curated record. Bases 4 to 267 code for a protein of 87 amino acids. Lineage: Eukaryota; Metazoa; Chordata; Mammalia; Carnivora; Felidae. The transcript has 2 exons.